This is a messenger RNA of Nannizzia gypsea CBS 118893, 879 nucleotides long. RefSeq lists its product as hypothetical. The record is from RefSeq and is a predicted model, not a curated record. Lineage: Eukaryota; Fungi; Ascomycota; Eurotiomycetes; Onygenales; Arthrodermataceae. The coding region runs from base 1 to 879 and encodes 292 amino acids. Gene Ontology annotation, molecular function: oxidoreductase activity. The transcript has a single exon.
AUGUCAGCUACCGCCACCACAACCACAGCUGAUCCAAAGGUCAUCGUCGAAAACGAUGCCAACCUCAUACCCCGUGGCGAUGUAGAAGCGCCAAUGCAGUUUUUUGAGUAUCCUGAAGAUGGAUCGGCACCCUUCAAUCUUAUGGAGGGCCAUCUAAAGAGCGGGACAACGCCCAACUACCCUCUAAGCACCCAGAAAAUCUCCGUAACCGACAUCCGCGGUAAAGAGUCCGAGUACCUGCUUGAAAGGGAUGGCUUCCAAGGCAUAUCCAACGUCCCAUCGGCCGCAGACCAGUCUUUCACUGAUGAAGAAAACAUCAAGUCCGUCUGGUACCCGGAAGUCGAGAAAUUCGUCCGUGGCCUUUUCCCCGAGGCCAAACGCAUAUUCAUCUUCAACCAUAUUGUCCGCCGCUCUCGACCUGGCGCUGAACACCCCCCGUUGAUCAGUGCCCACGUUGAUCAAACGCUCACAUCAACCCACGAAGCUAUAGGCCUCUUCUUCCCACCGGAGGAAGUAGCAGAGCUCCUCAAGGAUCGAUACCGGGUGCUAAACAUUUGGAGGCCAAUAAAUGGCACAGUACAAUCAUACCCACUGGCUGUCGCUACGCCGUCCUCGGUCCCAGAUGACGACCUGGUGCGCAUCGAAUUGCGGUAUCCAAACUAUAAGAGCGAGACCCAGAUGCUGAAGUACAACCCCGCGCACAAAUGGUAUUAUUGGUCUGGUAUGACAAAUGAGGAUAGGCUAGCAUUCAUGAUCAUGGACAGUAAGGUGGACGCAGUAGCAAGGAGAACACCCCAUGCUUCGUUUGCUGACCCCCGAACCCCUGCUGGAGCACAGCCCCGUGAGAGCAUUGAGACAAGAGUUUUUGUCUUUGGAUAG